AUUCGAGUCGCGAGGUAGUUUACGAUGCGUUCAAUACAGAAAGUUGUCGCCUGUCGAUGGUAUGGAAAGUUUAACAUUCGCAGUUGAACGCCAAAAGUAGACGCCCUGCUUUUUUUUUCUCCAACAUGUUGCCAUCGAAAACUAUUGUUUUGACUCGUGUCCGCGUAUAAAUUAUCGUCGUAAAAAAAACGCACCAUUUUUUUAACCAUCUAUAUUAACAUGUGACUGGCUCGGUGAUCAAUUUAAAUUGUUCGCGAUGGGUCGACGACGCGAUAAAUCUAAACCGCGAGUGAUACCGGAGCAAGAUAGAAAGAUAUGUGGUACUAUAUGCAUCUGCCAGAUGACCAUGGUGCUGAGCUGCGUAUCUUUCGUGUAUCUCGGAGUAGCCAUUUAUUUCCCAUCGCAUAAAGCUUUCAAUAUUGGAAUGUAUCCGUCGCCAGUUAUGUGCCAAACGGUUAACAGCAGUCUUUCGAAAAAUUGCUCGUGGGCUUCGUGCGGAGAAUGGUGUUUGACCAAGACGACCGGAUUUUGCCCCCAGUUCUACGUCAUGGUCAGACAGAACGGAACCAACAUGAUGUUCGAAAAUUGCACCCGGAUGGCUACCAUACCAUGCCCUCCGGCUAACGAAGAAAUACCGAAAAAAUUCAACUGCAAUAAUCCAUUAGAAUGUGCCAAUCUGACGGGUAUAUUCAAAUGUCGUCUAGGACACUGUACCAAUUUAUCGGAAAUUUAUUACUGUAGGCAUCAGACUCUAAAUGGCUCCGUUAUAAAUAGCGAUACAGAUAAUUUGAAACUUAACGGAUUAUUCGACUGUUAUCGAGCCAAAUGUCUACAAAUCAAACAUAAAUUUAAAUGCGACCGUUAUUGCGCCAAAAUCACGACACCAACUUCAAACAUUUAUCUUAAAAGUGAAGACAACCUAUUUACCGCCGAAUGUAAAAAGGCUAUCGCGUUUAAUGAAGCCAAAGGUCGAGAACCAAGUGAACCGGUCCCUGCUACCGAGAUUUGGACUGAAGAGAAAGCUGGAGGAGCUUUGUUUGGAUCAUGUACCGAUAUAUCCAAGACAAAUGAUAAUACUUUUCAUGCCUGGGACUGUAUAAAUGGUACGGUUGUGCAAGAUGUAGCGAUACCUCAACCAUACAUGAAUUUCACACAAUUCUGGGGAAUAUAUAAUAACAGCACCAAAGAACUAGAUCCAACUCAACGUUUCAUGCCAAUGCAAUACAACCUCGCAAUUUACAAUAAAUCAAAAUUAUAUAUAAAUUUGGAAGGCUGCGUCAACACUUUACGAGGAGAAUGUAAAGAAUUCGCUCGAACUCACGGUAGAAAUGGUAGCGAUGACACAGCAGACAGCAGAUUCACUUGUUACUAUAACAAGAACAAUUCGGAGUUCGCUUUGGCUAGAUUCGACUUGAAUAAAACCUGGUUAGAGCUGAUGAUCGCAGUUUGCGUGCCAGGCACAUUGUUUAUAGUUUCAUUUGUAACUUUGAUGAUAAUUACGCAAACUGUUCGAGUCGGAGACGAUGCGAGAAUGCGUUGCAAAUGGUGCAACGAUGCCAACACCGGUGAUACCGAUUUACGAUACGAAGCGAUCGAGAAAACCGACGAAGAUAAAGAUAUACGAUUUCGAGAAUCUGAUAAUAACGAAGUAGCAAUGCAACAUUUGAGUUCGCAUUCUAAAAAAGAAGAAUCAAAAAUAAAUUUACUCGAUACCGAGAAUCCUAAUUAUGUGAAUGCCUAAAAAUUACCUACUGUAACUUUUUUUUCAAGGGUAUAUGAAAGAGGGUUUUUCUAAUUUAACAUUUUUUUCCAUUUUAUUUUCAUUACUUCGAGCUUUUUUUUGGUUUUUCAUUUUACCUAUUUUAUUAUGUAUUUACUAUCUCUUUCGUAUUUUAAUUAUUAAUUAAGAAUUUACUUUUUUAAAAAUGUGCUAAUAUGACAAUCUGACAUUAUUUACACAACAUUUUUACUCUUUUAAUAUUAUACUCUUCAUAAAAGCUCAAAUUAUUACCGUAUUUUCCGUUUGAAAAAAUAAUAUACGAAUUUGCUAAU
Messenger RNA from Planococcus citri (citrus mealybug), 2052 nucleotides. It is a transcript of the gene Teh4, whose product is annotated as tipE homolog 4. The transcript has 5 exons. The coding region runs from base 257 to 1741 and encodes 494 amino acids. Gene Ontology annotation, biological process: regulation of sodium ion transport. The record is from RefSeq and is a predicted model, not a curated record. Gene Ontology annotation, cellular component: plasma membrane. NCBI's taxonomy places the organism in Eukaryota, Metazoa, Arthropoda, Insecta, Hemiptera, Pseudococcidae. Gene Ontology annotation, molecular function: sodium channel regulator activity.